This is a messenger RNA of Phycomyces blakesleeanus NRRL 1555(-), 633 nucleotides long. RefSeq lists its product as hypothetical. Lineage: Eukaryota; Fungi; Mucoromycota; Mucoromycetes; Mucorales; Phycomycetaceae. The transcript is spliced from 2 exons. The coding region runs from base 1 to 357 and encodes 118 amino acids. The record is from RefSeq and is a predicted model, not a curated record.
AUGUGUUUAGUUUAUCACGCCGGAAUGCAGACUCAUCGUCGUCGUUCUUCAAAGUCUGUUCUCUUGCCCUGUGCAUCUCCGAAUGUAGCUGGACAGAUCUAUGCUCGGAGGAUGACCGUUCAUCUUCCAGAAACACUUCCGGAUACUACUUAUUUGUGGGGUUAUUUUUUACUUAUUUCAACAUGGUUAAUCUUCUUUAUCACGAUGUACUCGCUGAUUGGAAGUCAUUGGAUGCCGGUUUUGGAUUGGAUCCGAGACGAUGACUAUUAUUGCUAUGUGGUUCCAGUCACUGCUGUGGUAUUCAUAUACUUUGUAGUCUGUAAUUGGAUGGGCAUGAAGUUCUUCCGACAUAAUUAAUGAUGUAAAAAUGCCUACUGUACGCUCUUUUUCAGCCGUUUGAUUUGUUUAUUAUUUCUAUUGUUAUUGCUAUUGUUAUUAUCAUCAUCAUUGUUGUUAUUGUUGCUUUCUAUAGCUUGCUCCCAAAAAAAAGGCAACCCCUUUGAGGUCGGACCAUCAAAUAAAAUGAGGGACCUGACCCUUUUCGAAUUUCUUGCCCACGCCUUUCCUUUUCCAACAGCCAAACUCCAGUCUAUUGACCUAAAAGAAAAUAAACAACAAACCUCUUGCUCUCUC